UCGUGCAGCUGGAUUAGGAAUUUUAUUUUUUCUAUUUUUACUCCGCUGCGGAUAAGUCGGACAUUCUUUCCCGUGUAUUUUUAUGGUGGUGUAGCAUGGCCAACGCUGCGGAAUCAGACGAUGGGCGCAGUAGCCCCCCGGGGGAUUUCGCAUGGGGCGCCACCCUGCCCGACGACGAUCCAGUCAUGAAAGACGCUGCCGUCGGCCGUCGUGACGCGAUUCUCUUCGUCAUCGACCUGUCCCGGCCCAUGCACGCCCUGGCCACCCGCGCGGGGCAGGCCCCUGAGACGCCGUCGCAGUCCGCGCUGCGCCUGUCCCUCCACGCCGUCCGCACCGCCAUUCGCCACCGCAUCUUCGCACAGGAUCAUAGUCUCGCGGGGAUCCUGCUGUACAAUACCAGCCAGUCGGCGGGGACCCGCUUCCCGCACAUCGUCGUGCACGAGGAACUGCGGGAGCCGGGCGUGGAGACCGUGCUGAAGAUUGAUCAACUGCUGGCCAGCAGUGCGCAGCAGCUGACAGCGGAGUAUGGGUGUGUGGAGAAGUGCGCCGUGGGGGAUGUGCUGUGGGCGUGUAACUCCUUGUUUGUCCAUGCCCCCGUUAAGCUGGCGCGCAAGCAGAUUUGUAUCUUCACCGCCAACGACAAUCCGCACGGGAAAGAUAAGAAAGCCACAGCCUUUGCUCGCCAGAAAGCAUUCGAUGCCAUGGCAUACAAAAUCGAAACGAUCAUUUUCCCGUUGGUGCGCGUCGAACCAGCCGGGCAGUUCAACAUGCAGCUCUUCUGGCAGGGCAUCGUCCAGGGCAACGGCGAGGAGGGGAUGGCGGUCGGGCGCAGCGGCCUGGGCGAUUGGCGGGAUCUGGAGGCGCCCAUCCGCAUCAAGGACGCCGACACCCGGCACGUGGCCCGCCUCACGCUGUCCUUCGGCGACGGACUGGAGUGCGCCGUGUCGGUGUACAGUCUCACGCGCGAAGCCAAGCGUCCCAUCCCCGUCAAACUCUCCAAACACACGCACGAAGAAGUAAAAACACAACGGCUGUGCGUGGAUAUGGAGAAGCAGGACGUGCUGCUGCCGAGCGCUGUGAAGCACUUCCUCACCUACGACAACCGCCAGCUGUACUUCACCGCGCAUGAAAUGGAACAGCUGAAAUGCUUCGGGCCGCCCGGCUUCUGGAUUAUUUGCUUCAAAGCCCUGAAGCAUCUGGACCCCGUCUUCCACUUCCGCGCCGCCCACUUCCUGUACCCCAACGAAGUGGCCAUGCGGGGAUCAACGAAGCUGUUCGCGGCGCUGCUGAUCAAGUGCCUGGAGAAGCAAGUCAUGGCACUGUGCCGCUACAUUCCGCGCCCUCGUGAGCCGCCGCAGUUGGUGGCGUUGGUGCCGCAGGAUACGCAGCGCGACGCGAACGGGAAGCAGACCACGCCCAGCGGGUUCCUCAUCGUCUUCCAGCCGUUUGCCGAUGAUCUGAGGGAGAGGGUGGCGCUGGAGUACAACCGGCCGACGGCCAGUGCGACGGCGGUGGAAAAAGCCACGGAGCACGUCAAGCGCCUCCAUAUCUCCUGCCAACCCCAGAGCACGUACAACCCGGUGUUGAUCAAGCACCGUCGCACGGUGGAGUCCGUGGCGCUGAAGGAGAAAGUGGAGAAGGAAACGGCGGAGCAGCGGCUUGAGAAGGACCGGUUGAUGGACCAGACCUGGCCACGGGUCGAUGAGCAGGAGAGCGGGCCGGUGCGCUGA
Paramacrobiotus metropolitanus is the source of this 1730-nucleotide messenger RNA. Its product is annotated as X-ray repair cross-complementing protein 5-like. Gene Ontology annotation, molecular function: double-stranded DNA binding; telomeric repeat DNA binding; damaged DNA binding. Gene Ontology annotation, cellular component: Ku70:Ku80 complex; nucleus. The record is from RefSeq and is a predicted model, not a curated record. Gene Ontology annotation, biological process: cellular response to X-ray; telomere maintenance; double-strand break repair via nonhomologous end joining. NCBI's taxonomy places the organism in Eukaryota, Metazoa, Tardigrada, Eutardigrada, Parachela, Macrobiotidae. The coding region runs from base 96 to 1730 and encodes 544 amino acids. The transcript is spliced from 4 exons.